Messenger RNA from Cataglyphis hispanica, 2552 nucleotides. RefSeq names its product chitin deacetylase 1 (gene verm). Gene Ontology annotation, molecular function: protein binding; chitin binding. The transcript has 6 exons. Gene Ontology annotation, cellular component: extracellular region. The coding region runs from base 86 to 1705 and encodes 539 amino acids. Gene Ontology annotation, biological process: carbohydrate metabolic process. The record is from RefSeq and is a predicted model, not a curated record. Lineage: Eukaryota; Metazoa; Arthropoda; Insecta; Hymenoptera; Formicidae.
AUGAAGUGGGCAGGAGUGGUGGUGCACAUAUAGAGGGGUGGAGAGGGCGCGGCUUGUUCAGACGCUCUCUGUCCUGACGACGACGAUGAUGUCGCCGAAGUUGAUAUUUUUGUUAGGAUCCCUGUGCCUUGCUGCGACACAGGUCAGAGCACAAGAUGAUGAGGGAGGUGACGGACUUGACGCAAACGCCGAGGAACUUUGCCAGGACAGGCCGGGUGACGAGUACUUUCGCUUGAACCUUGAAGGAGACUGUCGCGAUGUAGUGAGGUGCGACAAGGCCACCGAGAUCGGCGUGACCAGGCUGGCGACGGUGCGGUGCCCCACGGGUCUCGCCUUCGACAUCGAGCGGCAGACUUGCGACUGGAAGACGAACGUGAAGAACUGCGAUCAGCUCGAGAAGCCGCGUAAAGUUUUGCCCAUCCUCAAGACCGACGAACCCAUUUGCCCGGAGGGAAAGCUGUCGUGCGGAAACGGCGAGUGUAUCGAGAAGGAUCUCUUCUGCAACGGCACGCCCGAUUGCAAGGACGAGUCUGACGAGAACGCCUGCACCGUGGAGACCGAUCCUAAUCGCGCUCCCGAUUGCGAUCCCACGCAAUGCGUCCUGCCCGAUUGCUACUGUUCCGCCGACGGUACUCGCAUCCCCGGCAACAUCGAUCCUCAACAAGUGCCGCAAAUGAUCACCAUCACGUUCAACGGCGCCGUGAACGUCGACAACAUCGAUCUGUACGAGGAGAUCUUCAACGGACAACGUCAGAACCCGAACGGCUGCCAGAUCCGCGGUACCUUCUUCGUCUCGCACAAGUACACCAAUUAUUCGGCCGUGCAGGAUCUUCACCGACGCGGCCACGAGAUCGCUGUGUUCUCGUUGACCCACAAGGAGGAUCCGCAGUAUUGGAGCCAGGGAACGUACGAUGACUGGCUGGCCGAGAUGGCCGGCGCCAGGUUGAUCAUCGAGCGUUUCGCCAACAUCACCGAUGGCUCCAUCAUUGGUAUGCGCGCUCCUUACCUCAGGGUCGGCGGUAACAAACAGUUCGAGAUGAUGGCCGAUCAAUUCUUCGUGUACGACGCUUCCAUCACCGCGUCUUUGGGACGUGUGCCCAUCUGGCCGUACACUCUGUACUUCAGAAUGCCUCACAAGUGUAAUGGUAACGGCGGCAACUGUCCAUCGAGGUCGCAUCCGGUCUGGGAGAUGGUGAUGAACGAAUUGGACCGUAGAGAUGAUCCGACCUUCGACGAGUCGCUGCCAGGUUGUCACAUGGUCGACUCGUGCUCCAACAUACAGAGCGGCGAACAGUUUGCCCGUCUGCUCAGGCAUAACUUCAACAGACAUUUCAACAGCAACCGGGCACCACUUGGUCUGCAUUUCCACGCGUCCUGGCUGAAAAGCAAAAAAGAAUACAAAGAUGAGUUGAUCAAGUUCAUCGAGGAGAUGAUCGCCAGGAGCGACGUGUAUUUCGUUACCAUGGUCCAGGUGAUCAAAUGGAUGCAGCAGCCCACUGAGCUUUCCGCGCUUAGAGACUUCCAAGACUGGAAAGAGACUUGCGAUGAGAAGGGUCUACCCUAUUGCUCCCUGCCCAAUGCUUGCCCUCUGACGACUAGAGAAUUGCCUGGCGAGACUCUGCGUCUCUUCACUUGCAUGGAGUGUCCCAACAAUUAUCCGUGGUUGUUGGACCCAACUGGCGACGGCUUCUCCGCGAGGAAGUGAUUCAUCAUCCGCGAGAUGAACAACGCCGGUCGCGCGAUCCGAUCUUUAAAUAGAUCGCUCGGAGACGAUCGUCGAUUAGUCGUUAUCACGCCAACGUGAUAACGCCGAAAUCACACCCAUUGCCCAUUGCCGGCGAUUAACCGGGACAAUUGAAUUGUGACUCUAGGAAGAAGACACGGAAGCAAGGAAUAAUCGCGACAACGGGCGUGCCGAUUCUCGAAGUGAGAUCAUGGAAUUAUUUUAUCGCGAUUAGAAAGGAUCACCUUGGUCGAAAAUAGAAUUGUUAAAGUAGAGCGAGGCACAUUCUGUUCUUGAAAGCGCGUCCCCCGCCCGAUUUCUCCGAGUCCGCGACAGUCUCGACUAUUAUUAUUAUUUAUGUAAAUUAGAAUCGCGCUGAAUAAAAAGGAAAGGAAAAGUCGCGAUGCGAUCGCGAGGAUGCGUCGCGUAUCGAUCUCUUGUCUUGUGCUACUUUUUUUUCCGCACCCACGAAACGCGAGGUCGUUCGUGAUCAAUGCUUCUCGCGAGAAUCGCGAUGCUCGACGACGAGGGCAAAACAUGGAAACAUCCCACUUGUAAAUAACCAUACCGGAUUCUUCCUGCUCUCUUUCCUCUCCUCCACUUUCUUGCCGAUUCAACUUCUCAUAGUUUUCUAGAAGCCUGUGUACGCGAGACGACAAUGGACUCUCAUGGCUCUAAUAGAGCGAGAAAUAAACAAUAAAUAUACACUAUCUCAUGCCACUCCUUGAACAUAUACUCCUUAGAAUUUAAGCGAUAUGCGAAUAUCUAAGUGAUUUUUAGUAAACUGAAAAUAUUUCCGAAUAAAAACCAUACGCGUAGAAAAAACAAA